AAUACAAAUAUUUACAGAUAACAUAAUAACAAAUAUUCUGCAAUGGAAAAAGACUCGGAUAUAGAAUCUAAAUACCAACGUCUAGCCGCAGAAUAUUCUAAAAUAAGAUCUCAAGCAACAGUGUUGAAAAAGGCGGUGUUGGACGAACAGGCGAAGACUUCGGGGCUCCAAGAACUGGUUAGAAAUCACGAGCAAACCGUCAGGAAACGCGAUCAAGAAAUCGAAAGUCUUACGUUCAGAAAUGACCAAUUAACGAAGAGAAUUGUUGUCCUGCAACAAGAAUUGCAAGCAAAUAACGGUAAAAGGAACAAGAACAAAGUACCGGACUUUGCCCCAAACGUCGAUAUUUCCGUGCUGAACGAUGAGCUACAAAAAAAGAUUCUAGAAAAUGCCCAAUUAUUCAAUUCAAUUGCAGAAAAAGAAUCAGACAUCUUAGAAUGCAGAGAAAAGAUCAAAAAUUUAGAAGACUUAAUAACGAAUUUCCAAAAAGAUUUGUCGAAAAGCGAAAAAUUGCGAAACGAUGAACAGCUCAAACACAAAAACAUUAAACAUCAAUUAGAGACGAAAAUCAACGAGUUAUCGGCUUAUGGAGUUAAUAACAAAACCAUUUCAGAUACUCCUGAUGAUAAUGCGAAAAUCUGGCAGAACGAGGCGGAACGAUGGAAAGCGGAAUGCGACUUGUUGAAACUAAAACCCACCUCUGAGGACAAAUUAACUGUUUACUACGAAUCUCAAUUUAGUCAAAUAUUAGAGUCGAAUUCCUUGCUGAAAUCCGAAGCGAAAACGGCCUGGGCAGAAAAUCUAUCGUUGACUGCUAGAUUAGAGGACAUUUCAUUAGAGCACGGCAAGCUUAAAAGCUGCUUGGAAAACAAUUACGAAGAGUUGAUGAUUACCAAUAAAAACUACAAAGACCAAUUGGAAGCUAUGACUGAACAUCUAGCAGCUCAAAAUGAAAAGAUUACCAAGCAAUGUGAUGAAAUACAAUUUCUAAAGCACAAAUUAUCGUCAAAAAAAUAACUGUAUCGUUUUUAAAUGAUCUGUGAUGAGUGAUGAGGAAACAAAGAAUUUGGAUAUUUUAAAGAACACCACAACGUAUAGAUAACCGAAUGAAUACAGGUAAUUUUAUUAAUAUUGGUAUAAUUAUUGUGAUAUUUGUUAUUAUUUUUUAACUUAGAGUUUCUAAAAUAAUGAGGAUAUUCAUAGAAACGGUGCACCUAUUAUGAAAUUUAAAUUAUAAAAGUAUUUUUAAAUCCACCUAAACAUUGCAUUACAUUUUUUCAAAUUAUUCAAUACUUUCUACUGUUUACACAUAUUU
Messenger RNA from Phyllotreta striolata, 1315 nucleotides. The record is from the annotation of a GenBank genome assembly. Lineage: Eukaryota; Metazoa; Arthropoda; Insecta; Coleoptera; Chrysomelidae.